AUGAAACCAUUCUUGAUGAUGUUUUUCCCAUCGGUGUACUGGAAGAUGGUUCAGGACAAAGACCAAGAAAAUCAAUACUGCAAAUUUGAUAGCAGCCUACUAUCAUUUUUCACUUCUUUCCUCUACCUGGCAGCAUUGGCAGCUUCGUUGUUUGCCUCAAUAGUUUCCAAGACCUUUGGCCGGACUGCCUCGAUGUCUUUUGCAGGUGUUGCUUUUCUUGUUGGAGCUAUCCUAAAUGGUUCUGCUGCAAAUGUGUAUAUGCUCAUCAUAGGUCGUUUACGGUUUGGUGGUGGCAUAGGAUUUGGUAACCUCGUUGUUCCAAUUUACUUAUCCCAAAUAUCACCAGCGAAGAUUUGGGGGGCACUCAAUAUUUAUGGCUUCCAAUUGGCAGCCACAAUUGGGAUUCUUAUAGCAAAUGUCGUGAACUAUCAUACGAAUAAAAGCAAAGGUGGAUGGGGAUGGAGAGUGUCUCUAUCCCUUGCAGCCAUCCCUGCUUUGUUUAUGAUUAUCGGAUACGUAUUCCUAACGGAUACUCCAAAAUCUAUUCUAGAGAGAGGCAACACAGAAACGGCAAAAGAUAUGUUACAAAGAAUCCGUGGAACAAAAAAUGUUGAAAGAGAGUUCCAGGACAUUCUGAAUGCGAGUGAGGCUGCAAAGAAAUGGCAGAACCCGUGGAAAAACAUUAUACAGAGAAGAUAUAGGCCUCAGCUUGUCAUGUGUAUCCUGAUUCCUUUUUUUCAACAGCUAACAGGGAUCAACGUUGUUAUGUUUUAUGCACCUGUUCUCUUUAAGACUAUGGGUUUUGGUGAUAAGCCUUCAUUUACGUCUGCUGUUAUAACAGGCGCUGUUAAUGUCCUUUCAACUUUAUUGUCCAUCUGCUAUGUCGACAGGUUUCGUAGAAGGGCUUUGUUGCGUGAAGGUGGCAUGCAAAUGGCUUUUUGCCUGGUAUGUCUUCACUUACUACAAUUUUCAAUUGAAAUCCUUUAAGAAGAUAAAGGCCUUCUGCCUGAUACC
This is a messenger RNA of Durio zibethinus, 1014 nucleotides long. NCBI's taxonomy places the organism in Eukaryota, Viridiplantae, Streptophyta, Magnoliopsida, Malvales, Malvaceae. The record is from RefSeq and is a predicted model, not a curated record.